AGCUUGCCAUUCUCGAGAAUCGUGGCUGUCUGCCCUUUUGCGAAGAAGUCUUUCCUGAAUUCUGCCUGUCUAUAAAUAUAACACUACCAGCAGAUUCUAUCGCGCACCCACAGGGCAGACAGACCGUUAUUCGUCGACGCCAAAUUUUCGUUCCUCACUAAUCUUUGUCGUGUGCCUCAGCUUUCAUCACCGCCUUAUUAUUCGCAUCUCUUCAAAUGGGUAUAUCAUCCAGACAUACGCAUGUAGUACUUCCUCGCCAAAUGAUCGCAUCUCUUUAUUUAAGAAGAAACCUCAUUUGCGGUGCCGUUAUUAUUCACAACCUGUGACGGUCAUCCUCGCCCCCGCCAAAACAGUUUUAACGCCGAAACCCGCUAUCAGCACUAUUAUCGGCAUGCCGCACUCAUCGUUCCCCGCCCCAUCCAUCCUCAAGACGUCCAAGUUGGCGUCGACGCUGCCAGCUGCAGCAGGAAGGAAGCGCAAAAUGAUGGACAUCGAUAUGUCCUCGCAGCCGACCUCCAUACCUUCCGAGGCCGACACCGGGAGUCCGGUCAAACGUCCGCGAGUCAAGUUUGACUCGUCCGUGGAGACUAGACAUCUACCUGACCUGUCGCCUGAAAGGCAGCAGCAGAAAGAGAAAAGCGUCUCCCUUGUUCGGGAAGAAGUUCGAAGAGCUAUCCAGAGACAUGUUUCGGGAGCAGACAGUGAAGCUUAUGAUCUCAUCAAGCAGGUUUUUGCUACUGAUGCAAGGAAGCAGGAGGAUGAUGAAUCAGAUGAAAUUCCCAGUCCGACAUCGAUGAAACGUCAUCUGAUGGGUCUACUGUCAAAUGUGUCUUUGCUAGAUGGAAACUGCUCUGGCCUUGUAAAUGCCGUGUUGAGUAGUGAGUGGCUAGGAAGAGACGAGCCAUAUGUCAAGCUUUUUAUCCGGUUCUUGGGGAAUUUAUCAGCGGCCCAUUCUGCGUUUCUGCGUCCGGUGUUGAAGAUGCUAGUGAACUACCUCGGAGAAAUCCCUAAAGGCACUGGACGCAUUCCCGGCUAUGCAAUCACCACUCAUGGAGAAAUUUACGACAGGGUUCACAUGGCGCUACGAUAUCUCAUGCAGCUAUUACCAGCUGGAAGUGUAACUCUUUCGCCAAUCCUGUCUGGCCAAUUUCCGUUUGAUACGGAUUCAGCACAGGCCAAUGUUUGUUACACCCGCAACUUGACUAGAAUUAUUGAAUACGUCCCUGAGCUUCAGGCAGAAAUCCUUGCUUUAAUCACCGAAAAGCUUGUUAAGAUCGAUGUGCAAAUUCAGGUCGACAUGGAGGAUUUCGAAGAUGAAGUUGGCGAAGGCCUCUUGGAAGACCUUUCUCGUCCAAUUGACUUGGAAAAGGGUGACGACGAAGACGAGUCCGAUAAUGACUCUGUAGCCAGCGAUGAUGAUAUAACCGACGUUGAAACGCGACGGCUCCGAGGAGUUAAGGAAAAUAUUCGCAAAAUCGAUUCAAUGAUUGACCAUCUAUUUGAGUUUUACUCCCCACCAUUUGCACAUGGAACGGACGACGAAAAGAACAACGCAUUAGAUCUGCUUAUUGCACAUUUUGAAGGCAUUAUACUACCUACCUACCGCUCUCGACACACCCAAUUCCUUCUUUUCCACUUCUCGCAGUCUUCGCCUGACCUUGUUGAGCGAUUUGCUGCGACUUGCAUCCAUAUCAUUUUUAGCAAGAGUCAGCCAGCAAUUAGACGUCAGUCCGCGGCUGCAUAUCUCGGAAGCUUCGUUGCGCGAGGCAAACAUGUAUCACCGCGUGUAGUACGUGAUGUCUUUGAUAUGCUAGGAGACCAUCUUGAUAACCUUCGCGCUGUACACGAGAAAUCAUGCCGAGGACCAGACCUCCGUCGAUACGGUCCCUUCUACGCAACCGCACAAGCCCUCCUAUACAUAUUCUGCUUCCGCUGGCGCGACCUCACAACGGCAUCGGAAGAGAACGACAGUCUCGACAACGACGACAUCGACCUUGAAGACGUCAACUUCCCUCAAUCCGUAAAGGAAGUCCUCCACCGCGCCAUCUAUUCCAAACUCAACCCCCUCAAGGUCUGCUCCCCGGCCAUCGUCUCCGAAUUCGCGCGGAUCGCCCAUCACCUGCGCUUCCUGUACGUCUAUUCAUUACUCGAGUCCAACAAAAGACUACGGAUGUCCACAUUCCGAAAUAUGUCCACCAUGGCAGACCCGCACUUCGCCAUCGUUGAGCGCGAAAUUAAAGCCGGGAAUGAUGGCGGAUACCAACUCGAUGCUUACUUCCCAUUUGACCCGUACCAAUUGCCGCAGAGUCGACGGUGGUUGGAUGGCGAUUAUGUCGAGUGGCGGGGUAUUCCGGGGCUGGACGAUCAGGACGAGGACUCAGAUAGUGCGGCGGAAGAUCAGGAUGCGGAUGCAUUUGAUGAUGAUGAGCCUACGGGUACGGACGAGGAGUGAUCCUCCUCAUUCCGCGAGAUAUACGGGCUAUUAUAUUGGACUAUAUAUGGGUUUGAUACCAUUUUUUUUGUUAUAUUGGGUUAUGAUGAUGUCAAAAGCUAGAUGAUUGGUAUUUACAUUAGCGCGGCGUCUGGGGUAAUCAAUUAGAUGAAUAUAUUACGCCUACAUAUACACUCAUUUGAUAAAUGUUUGAACAUAGCAGUGUUAAGACUUUCUGUCUUUCGUCUGCAUUUACACCAAUCUAUGUCAGAUUAGGCUUGAAGACUUCUCGCGAUCCCAUCCGUAGAAGUAAAAGGCUCAAAUAUUAUUAAUAUUGGUAAAGGAGG
Molecule: messenger RNA, 2778 nt
Organism: Talaromyces proteolyticus
Lineage: Eukaryota; Fungi; Ascomycota; Eurotiomycetes; Eurotiales; Trichocomaceae
Product: RNA polymerase I-specific transcription initiation factor RRN3 superfamily
Exons: 2
Coding region: 392-2452 (686 amino acids)
Biological process (GO): transcription initiation at RNA polymerase I promoter
Cellular component (GO): nucleus
Molecular function (GO): RNA polymerase I core binding; RNA polymerase I general transcription initiation factor activity
Source: RefSeq, a predicted model, not a curated record